ACCAAGCCCGCGACAGACGUCUCCUGCCGACCAAUGGGCUGACAGAAGUGCGGGAGGGGUGGAAGGCGGAGCCAAUGGCGCGGUGCCAAUCACGAGCAUCAGGGAAAGGGCGGGACGACAGUGUUAGCGGGAGGGAGGGGAAGGCCUCGGGAACCCAGCCGCGCUGCCGCCGCCGCCGCCGCCGCCGCCGCAGCCCGAGUCGGAGGAGGGAGAGACCAGUGAGAAAAUGGCGGCCGUGGCUGCUGAGGCGGCGGCGACCGCGGCGUCCCCCGGGGACGGGGGCGCCGGCGAGGCUGAGCCGGAGCUGGAGCCCAUCCCCGGCAGCGAGGCCGGCACCCCCCUCCCGGUCACGGCCACCGAGGCGGCGGUGCCGGACGGCGAGGCCGACGGGCGCCAGUCCGCCCCUCAGGCCGACGAGCAGCCGCUGCCGCCGCCGCCGCCGCCGCCGCCUCCGGGGGAGCUGGCGGGUAGCCCCGAGGCUGAGGCGAAGCCUCCCGAGCCCGCGGCCGCCCCGGCCCCGCCGCCCGAGCAGCCCCCGGCCGCCCCCGAGCCGUCCGAGGACGUGCCGCGGCCGCCGCUAGCUCCGGCGCUCGUGCCGCCGGCGGGCGGGGACUCGGCGGUGUCGCAGCUCAUCCCCGGCUCGGAGGUGCGGGUCACGCUGGACCACAUCAUCGAGGACGCGCUCGUCGUGUCGUUCCGCCUCGGGGAGAAGCUCUUCUCCGGGGUCCUCAUGGACCUGUCGAAAAGGUUUGGGCCCCAUGGGAUCCCUGUGACAGUAUUUCCCAAAAGGGAAUAUAAGGAUAAACCGGACGCCAUGCAGCUCCAAAGUAACACAUUCCAAGAAGGGAUAGAAGUCAAGCGGGAAGUGAAUGGUGCUGUUCCCGAGGACCUUUCUCCAGUCCCUCCUCCUGAGCGCCUGUGGACUUCCAAACCACCUCCUCUCUUCCACGAAGGAGCACCUUAUCCUCCCCCCUUGUUUAUCAGGGACACAUAUAACCAAUCAAUACCUCAGCCACCUCCUCGCAAAAUUAAGCGACCCAAACGAAAAAUGUACAGGGAAGAACCCACUUCAAUUAUGAAUGCGAUUAAGCUACGGCCCAGGCAAGUCCUGUGUGAUAAGUGUAAAAACAGUGUUGUUGCAGAAAAGAAGGAAAUUAGGAAGGGUAGCAGUGACUCUUCUAGGUAUGAAGAUAAAAAACGGAGAAAUGACAGUGUAGCUACUGUGAACAAGAAACUGAAAACUGACCAUAAAGUGGAUGGGAAAAACCAAAACGAAAGCCAGAGAAGAAACGCUGUGGUGAGGGUUUCCAACAUUGCUCACAGCAGAGGCAGGGUAGUCAAAGUUUCUGCUCAGGCAAACACGUCAAAAGCUCAGUUAAGUACCAAGAAGGUGCUCCAGAGCAAGAACAUGGAUCAUGCAAAAGCUCGGGAAGUAUUGAAAAUUGCCAAAGAAAAGGCACAGAAGAAGCAAAGUGAAACCUCCACUUCCAAAAACACACACUCGAAAGUCCAUUUCACACGUCGCUAUCAGAAUCCUAGCUCAGGUUCCCUCCCACCUCGGGUGCGUUUAAAACCACAAAGGUACAGGAACGAAGAAAAUGACUCUUCUCUGAAGACAGGACUGGAGAAAAUUCGGAGUGGCAAGCUGGCCCCUAAGCCGCAGUCUCGCUGCACCUCCACCCGCUCAGCAGGUCUCAACAAAUGGCAGCUAUUACAUCAGACAGUGACGAGUCCUGCUGCUCCCUUACAGUGUCUGACAGACCACUGUGGAUUCAGACUGGGAGCAUUGAAGUUAACAGUGAAGCGGGCAGCACAAAGACAUUAACAGACUGCUGCUUUCUUGGGCGUGUACUACAGUGACAGAACAAGAGCAUCCGGACUGGAUGAGAUUGGAGUUUGAAGCUGCACUAAGAAGUAAAGGUUAAAGCAGUGGCUCACACCAGUCAUCUAUACGGGGCACUUGCAGAGUAGACUGAAUGCAAGAAAAGGUAUUAGGGAAUAUUUUAUAUAUGUAAAAGAAACAGACUGCUGCAAUAAAUUAUGCAUGAGGCGAGGAGAGAAGUGAUAUGAACAUGUGCAGGAUGCACUCGUGUGAUGCGGAAGAAUCACUGACAGUAGCUUUUUUUGAAUGUGAACAGUAGUUUGGACAGGCCUGCCAGGCAUGGGAUGGUGCAGAAAUGUGGAAUUGUUUUGCAUACUUAACAUUUGUGCUUUCCCCAAGGAUUAUGUUUAUCAGUUCAGAAGUGAGCAGAGGUGUGUUUAAAAUGGUGCUCCUGUGAAACAGCAUGGUCACAUGUGCUGAGGCCAGUGUUUCCUUCAGGUGCCCUAGAAACAAGAGGAAGAUGAGCUGACAUCCUGCUGAAAGGAUGGCUAAGUGCCCCACCCCACCCACAAGUCAAAUGUGGAUCUUCUCUUUCUUUUAAUAAAACAGGGCUGUAUUAUCUUGAAUAUAUGUUUGCUUGUUAGAGCAUAUUAAGAUGUAUUUAUUUGCCACUAGUAUUUAACAUUUUGUGCACAUUUCCAUAACUACUUUCUUACCUUUUCAUAUUUUGACUCCCAAGUGGAUAGGCUAGUGUUGAUCUUGGAAUGAAAUCAUACACUCCCAAGAACUAGCUCAUAAUUCUCCUGAGCUGGACAGGCUUUUAUUAUCGCCUCUCCCUUGCUGAGUGGUGCUGUUCAGAAAAGGUGACAGCAUCAGUGUUGAUCUGGACCUCUUUCCACAGGAAGAAGCCCUCACUUCUUAAUGCAGGAUGCUCUCCAGGUGUCAGGGAAGACUUGGCCCUGGGGGACAAGUGGCAGAAACAGAUCCUUGAAAACAACCUAAACUUUUGGUGCAUGGAACAUGAAUUCUUAAUAGAGACCACAGAUUUUCCUUGUCUUUGCUUAAAUACAUAUUAUGAAAAUCCUUAAUUUUUCUUGUUUAAUGAAUGGAGAACACAUGAGAAAAUCAGAUGGACCUGUUAGUACUACAUUUUUAAAGCAUUUUAUAUUUGAUGGUGCCGUAAUUUUAAUAAUAAAACUGAAGAUUUUUAGUGGCAAUACUGAUUUAUUUUUUAAACCAGAAAGAUAACACCAUAUUGAUUACUUACUACAAAAAGAAAAAAAGAAAAAAAAAGCCAAAAUAAAAAAAGAAACUAACUCACAAAACUCAUUCAAAGUAACACAACAGAUGAACGAGCACUUGGCUCAAGAGUUCACUUUCUGUGAUCUUUCUGUUUGGGUGAGAUUACCCAACAGUCCAUUGCUCAGGAUUAGCAAAUGCUCUGGGUGGGAUUUUUAGAUUGUUUAAUAUUACCUGACUGUGAUUUGAUUUAUAACUUAAGAAGAAAAGCCGGGUAGUCUGGAGUCUAGUGAGCUUAAUUGAGAUCCUAACACACUGCAAGUGCUGGGAAGUCCUGACUGCAUUUUACAAUAAUCUCUUUGGAGACUUCCACAUCAUGACGUCAUCUUAUCAAAUGGGCUCAGGAACUCUAACAGCAGGGAGCUGUGGAGAAGACUUGAAGCACGGCUCCAGGCUCUGGGGUCAUCUUGUCUUAGACCCCCAACACCAGCAGUAACUUUUAUGCUCACUCAGGAACCAGGUGUCUCCCAAGCCAUGUGGAACAUGCAUGGGUUGUAUCAGGAAGACCUUUAAGCUUUAGAAAUAUAUUUGUAGAGUGAUGGAAUUGACCAAAAAAAUAAUAAUAUUAAGAAGGCAAAAGCACUGGGAGAGAUCAGGUUUUAAGAAUCUACAUAUUUUUUUCUUCAUGACAAAUCCUUAAAGGCAUUUUAUUACAAACUAGAUUUUCAUUAAAAAAAAAAAAAAAGACACUUGGUGGUAUUUAAAAUCUAGACCUACCAUGUUGCAACUUCAUUUUUACUGCUUUAGUUGCUUAAUAUUUAAGCUCUGCUUCAUGCUACCUUUUGUCUGUAUUUCCAAUCUUCACAGGCCUAUUUCAUUUGUAGACUUGAACGAUACAUUGUUUCUCACCUUCCAUCUGCUCAGAGUUAAAUGUUCAAGAAUGUUGUGUAACGUUAUCCAAUAAAGUCUUUGAUUUUUUUUAUUUAA
Molecule: messenger RNA, 4048 nt
Organism: Peromyscus eremicus (cactus mouse)
Lineage: Eukaryota; Metazoa; Chordata; Mammalia; Rodentia; Cricetidae
Gene: Pwwp2a
Product: PWWP domain containing 2A
Exons: 4
Coding region: 227-1825 (532 amino acids)
Cellular component (GO): nucleus
Molecular function (GO): histone binding; chromatin binding
Source: RefSeq, a predicted model, not a curated record